Molecule: messenger RNA, 3673 nt
Organism: Camelus dromedarius (Arabian camel)
Lineage: Eukaryota; Metazoa; Chordata; Mammalia; Artiodactyla; Camelidae
Gene: LANCL2
Product: LanC like glutathione S-transferase 2
Exons: 10
Coding region: 368-1480 (370 amino acids)
Biological process (GO): carbohydrate metabolic process; peptide modification
Cellular component (GO): plasma membrane
Source: RefSeq, a predicted model, not a curated record
GGGGGGAAAGCGGGCGGGAGGGAACCCGUGGGUGUGCUGGUGCACAGCUGCCUUCGUGCUGGGUGGAAACGUUUCCUGGCGAGGUUUCCGUCUUCCCACUGCUCUCCGUUCCCACUCUCCCUUUACCUCCCCGGCUCCCCCACGUACUUUGUCCUUGGAAACGUGUAAGUUCGCCCGAAUUUAGAAGGAAAUUUUGGAAGAGCUGUUGUUCCGAAUAUGGAAUCUUAUAGGGUGUUAAUCUCAUUUUAAGACUUACCCUGUAAAACCAAGGUCGCCUCCCUCCAAUCAAUGAAACAUUGAAACGGGCCAGAUCGUUCAUCAUUUCACAAAGCGGAUCCAGACCAAAAUCAAAGAUCUUCUGCAGCAGAUGGAAGAAGGACUGAAGACGGCUGAUCCCCACGACUGCUCUGCUUACACCGGCUGGACGGGCAUAGCCCUCCUGUACCUGCAGCUGUACCGGGUCACGUGUGACCAGACCUACCUGCUCCGGUCGCUGGACUACGUGAAGCGAACGCUUCGGAACCUGAACGGCCGGAGGGUGACUUUCCUCUGCGGAGAUGCCGGGCCCCUUGCCGUCGGGGCUGUGGUUUACCAUAAACUCAAAAGCGACUGCGAGUCCCAGGAGUGCAUCACAAAACUCUUACAGCUCCAGAGGAGCAUCGUCUGCCGGGAAUCGGACCUUCCCGACGAGCUGCUGUAUGGCCGGGCCGGUUAUCUGUACGCCUUGCUCUAUGUGAACUCGGAGGUGGGCCCCGGCGCCGUGUGCGAGUCGGCUAUCAAAGAGGUGGUCGAUGCUAUAAUCGAGUCGGGCAAGUCCUUGUCGCGGGAGGAGAAGAAGGCUGAGCGCUGCCCGCUGCUGUAUCAGUGGCACAGGAAACAGUACGUGGGCGCGGCCCACGGCAUGGCCGGCAUCUACUACAUGUUAAUGCAGCCAGCAGCAAAAGUGGACCAAGAAAUCUUGACCGAGAUGGUGAAACCCAGCAUUGAUUACAUGCGCCACAAGAGAUUUCGAUCUGGGAAUUACCCGUCAUCGCUGAGCAAUGAGACAGACCGGCUGGUGCACUGGUGCCACGGGGCGCCGGGUGUCAUCCACAUGCUCAUGCAGGCGUACAAGGUGUUCAAGGAAGAGAAGUACCUGAAGGACGCCAUGGAGUGCAGCGACGUGAUCUGGCAGCGGGGCUUGCUGCGGAAGGGCUACGGGAUCUGCCACGGGGCCGCCGGCAACGGCUACUCCUUCCUGUCCCUGUACCACCUCACGCAGGACAAGAAGUACCUCUACCGCGCCUGCAAGUUCGCAGAGUGGUGUCUCGAGUACGGAGCACACGGGUGCCGCAUUCCCGACAGGCCCUACUCUCUCUUUGAAGGCAUGGCCGGCGCCAUUCACUUUCUGUCCGACAUCCUGGUCCCCGAGACGUCAUGGUUCCCGGCGUUUGAACUCGGCUCUUCACAGGGGGAUGCAAAGAUGCAGAAAGACUACUGAGAGAGCCAGCUGGCCCAGGAGCCGCCGGGUUGCUCGGUGCCUGACACAGAACCGACUGUGAAUCCUGCAAGAGGGAGGAGCGGGGGAGGCAGACUCCUUCACGGCCCCCUGUGUCAGCGUGAGUGGCAGGGCCGCCCCGUCGGCGUCCCGUCCCCGUGCCCCCCCUCACCGGUGUCGAACACGACCUCUCCGUGCCCGGCCCUCCGUAGCGUUUGCAUGUCUCGAUGUUCGCUGUCUGUAGGCGUAGGUUGUUCUUGGCGGAAGCCCUUCCCGUCCCUGCGCCCGAGCUGGCUGUGCAUGAGGGCACGCGGCAGCCGCUUCUCUGUAUAUAACACUUACAGCGGGGUGUUUUCUGUGUUGGCAAACCAGGGACUUGGCGGGUGGUGUCUCUUUAAGUAUCAGAAAGAUUCCCUAAGGUGAUGGCCCAGGGGUAAGACUUUCCGGCAUUUCCUGUGGGUACCUUGCAGAUGAGCAGGAGAGAAAGGCCACUCCAGAAAUGAACAGAAACAGAACAGGUGGGGAAGUUUUGCUGGCGUGGAGGGUGGGGAGCCACCAGGCAGGGCUUCUGUGCUCGUCUUGGUGUGAAAUUCCAGACUCUCCUGGUGGUCAGUCCAAGGCAGCUUGUGCCCUGGGGAGUGGAUUCGUGACACCAGGGACAUUCAAGGGAAGCCUUUCCACGGCCACGUUGCAAACCAAGCAGCAGUGACUGAAGCUUGGCCAGUCUAGAUUCAGUGUGUAUUAUUCAAACAGGCUGCACCUCACUUUUCUCAACAUUGUAACUCAGCGUUCAGUUCAGUGGACACAAUUCUAGGUGGGUAAUAAACAGAAACACUCAGCUCUUCCUGUGUCCCUCCAGUUAAACUGAUUUCAAAGUUCAGUGAGCUAGCAAAGUGUACAUUUGGGAUGAAGAUAGUCCUCAUUUUUUGUCUACUAUUUGGGUGAUGAAAAAAAAAAUCGCACGUUGAUGAAAUAUAUUACGUACACAGUGCUGGUCUGCAUUUACACACGUGGGCAACGAGGUUCCAGCCAGGAACAUUGGGAUCCUGUCUGACUUUUUUUAUUUUAAAAAUGGGCAUUAGUUUGCAUUUUACCCUAUAGAUCUCAGUUUUUAGAAGAGCUUUGUUGUCAAGAUACAGGAUGGUCUAGGGUUUCUCCAGACUUCGCAUCUUACAAGCUGAGGCCCAAUGCUGAAGCACGAGGUGGGUCUCUGAGGGCCGGAAGGCAGGUCUCUGGUGGGUCCUUAUCUAUAAGGGGGUCUCAGUGUUUGUCAGGCCUAGUGUCCCCCCUUCACAAAGGAGAAAGAAGGAUGUGGAUGUAGGAGACAGACUCCUUCACACAUGUGCCGUUCUCAGGGCGCUGGUGACCACUGCUUGUGGGGCGACACCUCCCGUGUGACCCCCAGCUUCUGAAUGCUGCCCUGUGGGUCUCUUCAUGCAGUCCGGUUUCUGAGACACAAUCGUUCAAGUGAGGUUGGUGGUGACUUCGGUGGGUGUAAAUCCUCCUGGUGGGUCAGGACCCGAGCGAGCCGAGGGGGCUUCCGGCAGAGGAGCCCUGCUGAUGCCACACCCCGCAUGGCCGCCCUCAGGGCCUCGACGACAGGUUUUGCAGCUUUGCCGUUUCUCAGGGGAGGCCGGUGGGGCUGCCUGGGGGCCACCCCAGCUCGGCAAGAGGGCGGCGGAUCGUGGACGCCUUGCAUCUGAUGUGUCUCCUGACCAGGAGCAGCGAGAGUGACCCCCAGUCAUCUGAGCAUCUCACUGUGUAUGAAAAAUGUUCAGUUUCUGAUUGACACACUGAGGGAAGGAUAGCACACUUGUGGGGUACAUGGAGGAGAUUGUAUUUACAAGGUUUUAUUUACAGCCUACUUACGCACUCGCUGUUAACAGAGGUGCAGCCUGUGACUCCCCAGUGACCCACUUCCUAGCCCCUGACGCCGGCUCCGGCUCUUGGGCCCUGAAGGCAGCCGGACAGGAUGUGCAGAAGCCGCUCGCACAGUUCCAACAGGUGUUUGAAUUCGGAUCUCCGAUCAUCUCACAGCGAUUUGUUAAGAUUUGGUUGUGUCCUCGAAAACGUGUCCUGAGUUUUUUAAAUAAUGCGUGUGUGCACUGUUCCAUUUUAAGAAGGAAAGUCGAUGUUUACAAGAAGUGCGCGGGGUUCUCUGGUUUGGUGCUCAGUAAAGUUUCGGUUUCGUGGUGA